Anopheles bellator is the source of this 2744-nucleotide messenger RNA. Its product is annotated as ubiquitin domain-containing protein 1. Gene Ontology annotation, molecular function: protein binding. Bases 1263 to 1997 code for a protein of 244 amino acids. The transcript is spliced from 4 exons. Lineage: Eukaryota; Metazoa; Arthropoda; Insecta; Diptera; Culicidae. The record is from RefSeq and is a predicted model, not a curated record.
GCUUGGUGAGCUGUGUGUGUGGCGUACGGCAAGAAAAAGGAUUUCCCGCAGUCCCGCCGCGUGCGGAAAUGGUUUGACCAGUGCCCCCGAAAACCCUCUUGAUUCACGGUUCGCGCGAAUGCAGGAUAAUGCACAGUUGCCUGCGCAAGAUUAGUUAAUUCCGUCGUCCGUCGUCGACGUUUCGUGCGAUAGUUUGCAUGCUUUUCGGUUUGGUGUGCGUGUUUGCGCGUUGGACGAAUAAAAAACGAACAAAAUAUGUCGACCAGCGAGAUCGAAGAGUUAGUAAAUGGCCCACCGAAGUAACUCGUGACGACGUGACGGUGCUUUGUCGGUCAUUCGGUCGGUCGGAAAAUAUGGUCGCGCCGCACUUGGUACGCGCUUGACACGGUUUAGUAUGACCGCCGACGGUGGCGCAAGUAGCAGAAUUAGGAAACGAAGACGUCGAUGAUGAUGACGAUGAUGGAGGAGCAAAUAUGCACUAGCGCGCACUCGUGUCCGUUCUCUGCCUACCCGUAGUUUCGCGCGAAUCAUCGUGCAGUGAUUUCAUUGACCACACACCACCCACCAGCUUCACUAUCCGCGGUCCCUGGCCACGCACGACGGGGUGUGCUUCGUUCGGUUACGUUUUCGGGUUUUUCGUUUUUCGGUGUCGUAAUCCGGGUGGUUCGCCAAAUUACAAUCCCCACGGUCCCCGCAAUGGUGCCCGGGAAGCUGCCGGCAUCCUUGUAGUAGGCAUUGCCCAAUCCCGGAUCUUAGCACGCUCUGAAACGGCACCUCACCGCGGCGGGCGUCUUGUGUGCGUGCGCGCGUUUGCUAGUUAUGAACGGUGCGCGAUAAAAUGCAAAUAUCACGAAGCCCCUAUCACAUCACCGCGAGCUCCACAGCGCGGCCCCGGCCCCAACGAUCCUGCAACGAUGCCGCGGUCUAACCGCGAGCACCAACCACAGCGCACCAGCAUCAGUGUGUUGGUUAAUGUGUGCGUGCGGGACUAGAGAACCGUCAACGUAGUCCGAUAGUCGAUCGCAGCAACCAUCGAGUAAUCGAUACUACGAAAUUGCGAAGCAGGCACGGCUGAUCGUGCACUAAACGAACUGCAUCGGCAAGUGCUGUGUAAGGCCAUCGUUAACUGAAGGAUUUCAUCGGCGGAAAGGAUAACCGGGGCGAAGGAUCCCCGUCCUAAUCAGGGAGUGGAAUAGCGGCGCCGCACCGCAACUGUACAAAACCGAAAUCGCGCCAAAAGCCCACGAGUCACGCGCCCGGAAAUGGGAAACUGCAUCGGAAUCAACCGGAACGACGAAACGCUGGACACCGGAUCGAACAAUGUCUCCCGACCAGUUACGGGAACGACAUCCAGUUUCGUCGGUGUUCAGCGCAAGAACCAUCCGCUGUGUCACGAGACAAUACGCUGGAAAUCGGAAGUGCCAUUAACCGAGGGACAACUGCGGAGUAAACGGGACGAGUUCUGGGACACGGCACCGGCCUUCGAGGGCCGCAAGGAGAUAUGGGACGCGCUGCGGGCGGCCACGAGCGCCGCCGAAGCACUCGACUUUCAGCUCGCCCAGGCAAUACUGGACGGUGCCAACAUUUCGGUCCCCAACGGAUACCUCACGGAGUGUUACGACGAACUAGGUUCACAGUACAAGCUACCGAUCUACUGUUUAUCAUAUCCUAUCAACAUAGUUAAGGAGGACUACGGGCGCGAUUCGCCUGCCGAAUACUCGGAACCAGUGGACGGUGGUACGGAAGUAAUUGUGAAGCUCCGGCUAUCGUCAACCUGUACAGACGUUAAGCUACCAGUUUAUUCUAAAGACACAGUCGGACAAUGUAAAAAGAAACUUCAGGCUCAGGAGGGAAUCGAUGCAUUUACUCAGCGAUGGUUCUACGGGGGUAAAUUAUUAGGUGAUAAAAUGCACAUCGAUGAGGCCCGCAUAGUGCCUGGUUACAUUGUGCAGGUCAUUGUAAAUACCGAGAAACAAUCGUCACUAGCCAUCAGCUAGCCUACGGUGGCGACAGCCGUGCAUGGAACCGACGCACCACCGUUGUUGCCAGCGGCAAUCGACGAAUGCCGCCACCAACAUCACCACCAUCGCCAGCGCCACCACCAUCAUCACCUCUCCCGGGAACCAUUUCCGUUCCACAGUGGCCGCCACUGCCCCCAGGCGGCAGGGACCUGAUCCGCGUCACAGCGGAUGCCAUCGGAUGGGCAGUGAAGGCCUGACAGGGGGACGCAAUAAGUGUUUCGUUGAUACAUGCAUACACACACACACACACACAAACUUACAGAAGCAACCAAAUCCUACAACACAACUAACCACAUCAAUCAAAUAAGCGUGAAAGCGAACCCAGCCAACCACAGUGUAACCUCUGUCUGCGCGCUACCUGCACGAUCAGGACGGGGCACAAAACUAUACGCGAUUAAGCAUUAGCUGUUAAGCAGGAGCUGUUGAGUGUUAAAGCUACGGCAGCGGCAGUCGGAGCGAGCGUGCCGCGGACGCUAAAGGAAUGAAUCGCCGUCAGCGGGAAGCCGAGGUGCAUCGUGCACACAACACCCAACACUGCGAGAUAUGUUGGAAACCAAGUGCAACAACUAGCGAAAGUGGAAUUGAAUUGUUUGUGCGCCCGCGGGUAGAUGGUAAAAUUGAUAUUAACAAUGUUUAACGUAAGCGAACUGAUAGUUGUAACUUUUACCGGUAGGUUAUGUAUGCGAGCUAAAAACAAAAAAAUAAUAUAUUUGGAGAUAACAG